CAUAAAUAAAUAAGAUAAAAAAGAAUGGGAAGUGAACUAGUGGUUUAAGAGUGAUUUAUAUUCCUAAGACGUGAUCAAGCAUAGUUCAAUCUACGCAAAAGGUCACGUAAAAUUGGGAGGUAUUCUCCAAGGUAAUGUCAGGUGAUAGAUUUUACUCUUUACGAUGUCGAAAUGGAAAAGGGGUAACGGAGAGGGUGGAAUAGUAGUGCGAAAUGGGGUCGCGCAGGCGUGAGAAAGCAUAGUCGGUAGUGUACAGGACAGAGAGGAAAUGUACUCUUGCAUGGGAGUGUCAAUGGGCGCUCGAAGCUGUAAUCAAAACUUAAACAUGCAGCCCCGAAAUGGGAUCUGCGAUAAAAUUGAGAGUUACAUAUCCGAAUUAAGCCAGUGGUCAGUCUGGAGGACUAUCAUACUUGGUCAAUUUUUAUCAAUAGUCCUCUACUGGAUGACACAAUUAAACCAUCAUAUAAAUACAGUUUCUUUACCAAAGCUUUCAAUUCCAACAGGACAAAAUCUGCCUCACUAUGCAAUGAUGUGUCUAGUUUAUACAACUUGGAUGUCAUGUCGAGGAGCUGGAAAUGGUUUAAUUUCAGUUUUAAAAGCUCGUGGAUGGCGAUAUUUACUUCUAGCUCUUAUUGACGUUGAAGCAAAUACUCUAGUAACUUCUUCGCAUCAAUUUACGAGUUUGGCGAGUAUUCAGUUACUUGACUGUGUUGCAAUUCCGGUUGCACUUUCAUUGUCUUGUCUUGUACUUGGAGUGAGAUAUAGAAUGGUUCAUAUUGUGGGCAUAUCGGUAUGCCUAAUGGGUGUUGGAUGCCUGGUGUGGGCUGGAAUAGAUAAUAGCAAGGAUCUUGGAAUCAAUAGUAAAAAUCAACUAGUGGGUGACAUGUUAUGCCUCGGAGGAGCAGUGCUAUUUUCUGUAAUAACAGUACUUCAAGAAUUAGCAGUGAAAACAGUGGACAUCAUUGAAUAUCUAGGAAUGAUUGGAUUCUUUGGCACAAUCCUUAGUUGCAUACAAAUAGCCGUGUUAGAGAGACUACAAAUAGAAUCAGCCUCGUGGAGUACACUAACUCCAGUCGCAAUAACUGCAUUAGUAUUCUACUGUAUUACUCAGUUUGUAUUCUUUUCUCUUGUGCCUGUAGUCCUCUUCGAAUCAGGUGCAACUGCCUUGCAAUUAUUUCUUUUGACUGCAGACUUUUUCAAUGUACUGUUAGGGAUGUUGACUCAUCAGUAUAAGUUCCACACUUUAUAUUUCCUGUCAUAUACACUCUCAAUGACUGGGAUAAUCAUUUAUGCGAUAAAAAGAACUCCAAUGUCUACCAAUUCUCGAAGACAACAACAAUUGGAGGCACCUGCUCCAGAUUACAGGUAUAACAAAGUUGAUGUCAUUUUAAGACGUAUGUCACAUCCAACUGGCGGUGAAGUGGAAAUGUUAUCACCCACAGUGAUUGGACAAGAAAUCUUGGAUCUAGAUGCGAAGACAUCGACAGUCGGAAGUGAGAGAGAAACUGUGGAUGCAACGAGUCUACCACUCAGUGUCAGCUCCGACACGGCCUUCACAUCUUUUUAUGGCAGCCAAGCCAACUUGUAAAAUACACAUGACUCUUUUAGAAAAAGUGCAAUUUUUUUCCAGAUAAAUUUUUUAUUUUAACAAAAUACAAGUGUCAAAAACUUCAACAUUCGAAGAAAUUGAAUAAUAAAAGACACAAUUAAUUCAAUAAUAAAAAAGAACGUUGGAAAGAAUAAUCAAACAGCGAUUAUUUAUCUUAAGGGAACAUGAAAAUUAUACCGGUAAUUAGGAUUGAUAGAGAAAAUUAAUUAAUGGAUAAUAAACUGAGUCAUUACUCAAUUUAUUUUUUUUUUAAAUAAAUAAAGUGAAAACUUUUCGUUAAAUUGUGAUUAUAAAUGGAUAACGUAAGAUAAUA
This is a messenger RNA of Chelonus insularis, 1922 nucleotides long. RefSeq names its product solute carrier family 35 member F2-like. The transcript is spliced from 8 exons. Gene Ontology annotation, molecular function: transmembrane transporter activity. The record is from RefSeq and is a predicted model, not a curated record. Gene Ontology annotation, cellular component: membrane. Lineage: Eukaryota; Metazoa; Arthropoda; Insecta; Hymenoptera; Braconidae. Gene Ontology annotation, biological process: transmembrane transport. Bases 269 to 1588 code for a protein of 439 amino acids.